Molecule: messenger RNA, 1206 nt
Organism: Effrenium voratum
Lineage: Eukaryota; Dinophyceae; Suessiales; Symbiodiniaceae
Source: the annotation of a GenBank genome assembly
AUGCCCAUCCGUGUCGGCUUUCUGAUCGGGAAGGACACGGACUUGGUGGAGGAUGCAAAAUAUGUUGGCGAUGCAUCAUUUUUGAACGACAUGCCCGACAAGUAUCGAGUCGACCCGAAGAGCAAGGAGUACUUGAAGGAUUGUGAGGAGGGCACAAAGGGGUUCGCUCACGCGGACGUAGCUAUCCCCUGGUACAUCCAGAAGCACCAUGAAGACAUUGAGGUAGACAUGAUCUUUCCAGAGGACAUCUCGAAGAAGCGCUUGCAGUCCAAUGUGUGCAACUUCGUGAUUGGCUACGAUGUCAUCAACACCAUGUUCGAAAGCAGCAGCAGGCAAUCAGCAGUGACCAAAGCCUUCAAGCAAUGCGGCAACAUCAUGCCCAGUUGGAAGGUCCAGGACUUCAUUUACAUGAAAUCGAAGUACAUGAAGGCUUGCUUGAAGUCUGGUAUUCCGAUGGCCCCUACCAUUUUUGCCCUCAAGGACAAGCGAAGCCCUGCAAAGCUGCUGAAAGAAAUCAAGGCACGUGGCUGGAAGACCUUCGUCAUGAAGCAAUCCAUGAUGGCGUUCUCUUUGGGCUUCUGCAAGCUCAAGGUUGAGGACUGCGAGAAGGAUCCUUCCAUCCUCAAGAAGUACUUCAAGGAGUACGCAAGCUGCCCAGAGUACGUCGUUCAGGAAUGCAUCGAGGGAUUCAGCCGGAACUGGGAGACCAGAGUCUUCUGGUUCAAUGGCGAGUUCCUGUAUGCCAUUGCCAACAAAGCUGCGGUUUCCACCGAGGACGGCCAGGAGGUCAUUAUCACAGGCGAUGACAUCCCAGCUGAGUUUCUGGACAACGCCAAGAGGAUUGGCAAGGCAGCCCUGGAGGUUUUGCCUCAGCUGACGACUCCAUCGGGGGCGCCUAUCCCCAUGACGUUGAUUCGCACAGACAUCGGAUGCUCGGACAGCCAGGUCUAUGACAAGGACACAAAUUGGGAUCCCAGCAAGAGGACCUUUUUCUUGAACGAGAUCGAGUAUGGUGGGACCACAUACUUCAUCCGCCAUUUGAAAGAGGACUUUGUACCGAAGUGGGCUGAACUUUAUGCCAAGAAGGCUCGUGAGAUUUCGGCCCUUGAGGAGAAGGAUGCUGAAGAGCCUCCAAGCAAGAGGGCAAGGACAGGUGCGGCGAUGAAGCGUCCGGCUGCUGCAAAGGCAAGUGCUGCCGGUGCAUGA